Gasterosteus aculeatus aculeatus (three-spined stickleback) is the source of this 1015-nucleotide messenger RNA. Lineage: Eukaryota; Metazoa; Chordata; Actinopteri; Perciformes; Gasterosteidae. The record is from RefSeq and is a predicted model, not a curated record.
UUGCUCCCCGGAGAAGUUCUUCUUCUUCUUCUUCUUCUUCUUCUUCCUCGCCAGCAGUGAUUUGUCGCCUUCGCCCCGGGAGUCCUGCUCGUUUUUAUUGAGGAUGUUGAGCGGAGUGAGCGGUGAGUCAGGAAUAUGAGGAAACCUCGCGGCCGGCGGUGACGUCGGGGCGGUGCUUUCCUUUAUUUCGCAGGUCAAAAUCCGUUACACGCCGCUCGUCUUCGGAGGAACUGACUCUCUGCUGUCGCCGCCCGCGCGCGCCGAGGAACCGCUUCGAAAAGGCUGUUUUUUUUAAACUUUUAACUUUAACCACAAGUCCUUUGUUCUUCAACCCAUCUCCACCGGGCUAACCUAUCCCCCCCCCCGCACGACGAUGUUGGAAAAGUUGCCCGCGGAGGGUCGACGUUUUUCCGGAAGGACUCGGUGGACUUCGGCGGCGCUCGCGGCGGCGCUGCUGGGCGCGCUGGCCUCGUGCUGCUGGGCGGAGGAGGCGUCCUGUCACGGCGCUUACGACCUCUACUUCGUUUUAGACAAGUCCGGGAGCGUCCACGACAACUGGGGCGAGAUCUACUCCUUUGUGAAGAACCUCACCGACAGAUUCGUGAGCCCCAGGAUGAGAGUCUCCUUCAUCGUCUUCUCCACUCAAGCUAAAGUCCUGCUGCCUCUGACUGGAGACAGAAACGAGAUAGAAGCAGGUCUGAAGAGCUUACGGGAGGUGAAACCGGUCGGGGAAACGUACAUGCACGAGGGGAUCAAAGAGGCCUCGUCUCAGAUACGGACGCACGGCACCAAGUCCGCCAGCAUCAUCCUGGCUCUGACGGACGGGAAGCUGGAGGUUUACGUCCACGAGCUCACAGUGAAAGAGGCAGAAGAGGCGAGGAAAUUCGGCGCCCGCGUCUACUGCGUCGGCAUCAAGGACUUCGACGAGCAGCAGCUCGCCGAAAUCGCCGACACCAAGGACCAAGUGUUUCCUGUCAAAGAUGGCUUCCACGCGCUCAAAGGCAUCGUCAAUUCU